Molecule: messenger RNA, 753 nt
Organism: Hansenula ciferrii
Lineage: Eukaryota; Fungi; Ascomycota; Saccharomycetes; Phaffomycetales; Wickerhamomycetaceae
Product: Oligoribonuclease
Exons: 1
Coding region: 1-753 (250 amino acids)
Cellular component (GO): nucleus
Molecular function (GO): exonuclease activity; nucleic acid binding
Source: RefSeq, a predicted model, not a curated record
AUGGAGGAUCCCCCAGCAUACCGUUUGAAAACAUUGAUUUUGACACCUGGAGAUUUGUUAAAAGAUGGAAGAUAUCCAAUUCAUUCUGUUUUACCUGGGUGUCCAGAAGGUCAAAACAAACACUACGUUUUAAGUCAGUUUCCUUACACAGAUGGACCUACAAAACUCUCAAUAUAUGCUUUAGACUGUGAGUUUGUUUUAAUGGAUGAUGAUACUAAACAGGUUGGUCAUGUUUCAUUGGUUGAUUUCUAUGGUGAUGUGGUGUUGGAUGAACUUGUUAGACCUAGAGGUCAAAUCAAAAAAUUAUUAUUUGCAAAAAGAAAUGAUCAAGUUACAUAUUCAGAUAUGGAAGAUACAAUAAAUAGAUUGAAAGAAAUACAUAAAGGUCAAACUGUUGUAUUACCUCCAAACAAUGGUAAAAUUACAAUAUCAGAUAUUGAAAAUGCAAAAUAUAGUUUUAAAGAAAUACAAGACAAGUUAUUGAAGAUUGUUACCGCUGAAGAUGUUAUAAUUGGUCAUGGUGUUUAUGAAGACUUUAAAGCUCUUGAAUGGAAACAUACACAGAUACUUGACACAAUUAAAAUUUUUGAUAACGUUGUUCCAGACGGGUCUCCAUCUUUAAAGCUUUUAAUUGGGCAUUUUUUUGGUCCUGAAUAUAUCCAGGAGGAGCUAAGUCCUUAUUCUGGAUCAGUGGCAGAUGCAAAAGCUGCUUUAGAUUUAGCUAAAAUUGAGCUUUAUAACAGUUGGGCAUGA